Messenger RNA from Dichotomopilus funicola, 2538 nucleotides. RefSeq names its product cation transport protein-domain-containing protein. Gene Ontology annotation, biological process: potassium ion import across plasma membrane; intracellular potassium ion homeostasis. Bases 1 to 2538 code for a protein of 845 amino acids. The record is from RefSeq and is a predicted model, not a curated record. Lineage: Eukaryota; Fungi; Ascomycota; Sordariomycetes; Sordariales; Chaetomiaceae. The transcript is spliced from 6 exons. Gene Ontology annotation, cellular component: plasma membrane. Gene Ontology annotation, molecular function: high-affinity potassium ion transmembrane transporter activity; peptidyl-prolyl cis-trans isomerase activity.
AUGCAGAUCCUUUUGUCACUAUCCUUGCUGGCCUCCGCCGCCGUUGGCGUUCUGGCCACCGAUGACUUGAAGAUUGACGUUACAACCGCCGUCGAGUGUGAGCGCCGCUCGCAAAAGGGCGAUACCGUCAAGGUUCAUUACCGAGGCACCCUCCAGUCCAAUGGCCAGAAAUUUGACGCAAGCUAUGACCGAGGGUCACCGUUCAGUUUCAAGCUGGGCGCUGGUAUGGUGAUUAAAGGAUGGGACGAAGGCCUGGUCGACAUGUGCAUUGGCGAGAAGCGGACCUUAACCAUUGCCCCAAGCUAUGGUUAUGGUGACCGGAGCAUUGGCCCCAUCCCAGCGGGUUCUACUCUAGUAUUUGAGACCGAAUUGAUGGGCAUCGACGGUGUUCCUCAGCCCGAGUCUAUCGUUACGAAGUCUGCCACCGAUACCCCCGCCUCGGAGGAAACUCAGAAUGUGGCCGACAAGGUUGCAAUGCUAACGAUGCCUUCUCCUUGGCAUUGUGAAAUCAAUGAUGAACGGCCACGAGAUGCCUCGAGGCACCCGCAAUUGCGAUGCUGGCUUCCGCCUCUAAACUUUAUCACAAUCCACUAUGCAUAUUUCAUCACCGUCUGCCUCAUCUCCUCGCUCAUCUUCUGGGGUUCGUCCAGCCCAGCCCAGAGCAUUAGUUACACUGAUAGCUUAUUUCUCGUUGUCAGCGCCAUGACCGAAUCCGGGCUCAACACGGUGAACCUGAGCCAGAUGACAACAUGGCAGCAGAUCAUGUUGUUCCUGCUCAUCAUUUUUGGAAGCUCGAUUUGGGUUUCAAUCUGGACUAUUAUGGCACGCAAACAUGUCUUCGAGAAGCGGUUUCGGGACGUGGUUCGCGCCGAACAGAUGCGCAGGGCAACUCGCCCUGUGGCUACAGUCGGGUUAUCGAGACUGCAACGCCUCCUGACAUUCUGGAGACUUCCAACGAUAUCAUUACCACGGUUCCAAGUCGCGUCGUCCCCGAUGCUUGAGUACCCUGAACCGUUAAGUGCCGCCCGGCCUCACCAACCUGGCAUCUCACCCAACAAUAGCAACGGCGAUACCGGCAACCCAUCGAGCGGGGGGGUUACGAGAGAGGGCCCUUUCGCACUUACACAUAUCGGUUUCGCCGACGCUUAUCAACCUCGCGGCGCUGUUGCUACGGCUGCCGAGCAUCAUGGGGAGGAAUGUGUUCCAACGCGUAGGCACCGCGAUGGAGAGGAUGGUAUUGCAACGAACAAGAAACAUGAGCUGGGAGGGCGCGAUCUCUUUGUCCAUGGUUGUGACGGAAGGAACUCGCAGUUCCACGGGCUGACAAACGAGGAACGCGAGCGGCUUGGGGGCUGCGAGUACCAAGCACUUUGGGUACUCUCUAUUGUCGUGCCGCUGUACUUUGUCCUAUGGCAGGUCUGUGGCUGUGUCGCACUCGGAGCUUGGAUUAGCCGCAUGCAACCGGAGGCGCCGCUUCGAAAUGGCAUCAAUCCGUGGUGGCUGGGCAUCUUCAACGGGGCGUCCGCGUUUAACAACUCGGGCAUGUCGCUGCUGGAUGCCAACAUGGUUCCGUUUCAAGAAUCGGGCUUUGUUCUCGUUACCAUGGGUCUAAUGAUUUUGGCGGGGAAUACCGCCUACCCGGUAUUUCUAAGGCUCGUCAUUUGGUCUCUUCGCAAGCUCCUCGUCUCGAUGACCAGGGAGGACGAAGCUACGAGCUUGAAGGACACCCUCGCGUUUAUUCUCCAAUACCCUCGCCGGGUGUACACACACCUCUUCCCCGCUCGUCCAACCUGGUGGCUCGUCUUCAUGCUCAUUCUCCUCAACUCUAUUGAUUGGGCAGGGUUUGAGCUCCUCAAUAUUGGUAAUCCGGGCAUGCAGCACAUCCCGUCCAACUAUCGUGUCCUGGAUGGUUUGUUUCAGGCUUUAGAGCGCUCGCUCGGCAUCUACACUAGGGACGAAGUCCUAGACGUCGGCCCCGAGCUGACCCCCACUCUCUCAACUCAUAGUCGCCAUAAUCGUGGCAACACCGGUUCAAUCACCGCUUUGGGGCGAGCCAUCGUUAGAAAGACCUUGAUCCUUCAUGGAGUGGGCGCCCGGCCAACCCCGUCAACCCUAACGAACCAAGGCCUCGAAUCCCACAUCAGCUUUAUUGGUCAACAAAUACACGGCCAACUCGCACACGACCUCUGGUGGCUGGUCCUUGCCAUUCUCGUCAUUGUCACGAUCAAUACGGAUAAAUUCCUUGCCGACCCCGUCAACUUUAGCGUAUUUAACGUCAUUUUCGAAGUCGUCUCAGCGUACGGUUGCGUGGGCAUCAGCGUCGGCGUCCCACAAGACGCCUACAGCUUCAGUGGCUCCUGGCACACCGCUGCCAAACUUGUCCUCUGUGCUGUCAUGCUCCGCGGCCGCCACCGUGGGUUGCCCGUGGCGUUGGAUCGCGCUGUGCGGUUGCCUGGCGAAGAGAUACAGCAAGAGGAGGAGGUAGACUAUCAGAUCCGGAGGAGCGCGACGGGCCGUAGGGCAAGCAUGGAUCCUUAG